This is a messenger RNA of Onthophagus taurus, 1215 nucleotides long. RefSeq names its product annexin B9-like. Gene Ontology annotation, molecular function: calcium-dependent phospholipid binding; phosphatidylserine binding; calcium ion binding. Lineage: Eukaryota; Metazoa; Arthropoda; Insecta; Coleoptera; Scarabaeidae. Gene Ontology annotation, cellular component: cytoplasm; nucleus; plasma membrane. The record is from RefSeq and is a predicted model, not a curated record.
AGUUGACUUUCAGCAUCCAAACUGUACUGUCACGUCUACAUCGCCGGUUUUAUAACCACAACAGUUCACAUAUUUCAUAUUAACGAUGAGUUAUCCAGGUUAUCCUUAUACUUCUCCAUCUUUGCUCCCUGCUGAUCCAUUCGAUCCAUCAGCAGAUGCUGAAGUACUUCGGGGAGCCAUGAAAGGUUUUGGCACUGAUGAAAGUGCCAUCAUUAACGUUUUAGCUAAAAGAACUAACGCUCAAAGAUUAGAAAUUGCUGUUCAAUUCAAAACUAUGUAUGGAAAGGACUUAACACACGAUAUUCGAAGUGAAACAAGUGGAAACUUCAAACACCUUUUAACAUCCAUGUUAACUCCUCUCUCAGUUCUUUAUGCGCAACAUCUUCACGAAGCAAUUAGUGGAAUAGGAACGGACGAAGAUGUUUUAGUUGAAGUUAUGUGUACGAAAACUAACGAAGAAAUUCGUUGCAUUCGUGAAGCUUACGAUGCGGAAUAUGGAAGUUCCUUAGAAGAUGAUUUGAGUUCAGACACUUCUGGAACGUUCAGAAGAAUAAUGGUAUCGCUUUCCGCAGCUGGCCGCGAUGAAAGCAUGCAUAUAGACACCGAGGCUGCAGUCGAAGAUGCUAAUCGACUUUUGGAGGCAGGCGAAAAUCAAUGGGGAACUGAUGAAUCUACGUUUAAUAUGAUUCUGUGCCAAAGAAACUACGCCCAAUUACGCGUCAUUUUUGGUCAAUACGAAAAAAUUUCUGGAAAUGAUAUUGAAGACACUAUUAAAAGCGAAUUUUCUGGGGAUGCUGAAAACGCGUUUUUAACUAUUGUUCGAUCGAUAAAAAACACUCCCCAUUUUUACGCAAAGACUUUACACGAUGCUAUUUCCGGAAUUGGGACCAAAGAUAAUAAAUUGAUGAGGGUCGUUGUUACUAGAUGCGAGAUCGAUAUGGAAGACAUAAAAAGCGUUUAUGAGGAUAAAUAUGGGGAAAGCUUAGCCGCUGCUAUUGAAGGAGAUACUUCUGGAGAUUACAAAAAGUGCUUAUUGACUCUUAUUGGAGUAGAGUAAAAAUUAGAAAUAAUAUAGAAAACAAAAAUAAUUCUAAAUCUACCUUAAAAAAAUCUGGUUAAGUUAAAUGUUAUUCUUCUUAUUGCAUCGUUUUUGUAUCACCUGUUGUUUGUAUUUUCAUUGUAAAUUUAUUAAAAUAAUAAAUCUAUUCGCACUAC